Molecule: messenger RNA, 366 nt
Organism: Hibiscus syriacus
Lineage: Eukaryota; Viridiplantae; Streptophyta; Magnoliopsida; Malvales; Malvaceae
Product: chitin-binding lectin 1-like
Exons: 1
Coding region: 1-366 (121 amino acids)
Source: RefSeq, a predicted model, not a curated record
AUGGUUCGUAAAAACAGUGGAAGCUCGCUGUUUUCCACCCUCGUGGUGGUUCUGGUUCUGCUCGUCCAGAGCGACGCAGCUCGCCCUCGUCAGCUUGGGACGACGCCACCAACGGAGGAUCGCGUGGCGGCGGAUAUGGUGGUGGUGGGGAAGGAACAGGAAGCUAAGAGUGACUAUAGGGAGAUGAAGAACUUGCCACCUUUUCCCUUUCCCUUCCCGGACAUGCCAUUUACGCCACCGCUUCAGCUGCCGCCGUUGCCGUUUACGCCGCCCUUUGUAGUUCCAAACGGUCCUCCGUUUGCCGGGUUUCCUUUACCGCCUUUCCCAUUUCCUCCCGUCCCUUUCCUCUCGCCUCCUCCUCUCUAG